AUGGAGGCCUCUCCACUCUCUUGGGAAGAAGAAUUCUUCUGCCAUGGAGGGGUAGACUAUCAUGCUUUCAUAAACUGUUCCUUUUUCUCUGUCUACCCGAUUGCGACUUUUCUACUCGUUUUCGUUCUGGGAGCAUACCGAUAUGGUACUGUCCUCCGACAGCGAGCCGUAUACCAGCCAUUAUUCGAGUCCACAAACGUCACUCGCCUUUCUACCCUAUCUAAAGCUAUAUACGUUCUCAGUGCUUUGAUAGUAGCAACAUACCUAAUAGAUAGUAUCAUACUGACGUGUAGAGCUUUGAUUGAGAAAUAUUGGACUUCUACAAACUAUGCCUUGUAUGAUGUCUUUUUCACGGUUGCCUGGGUGAUUAAUUUGAGUUUGAUGUCAUUCGAGUCAAAGGUUAAUAGAACAUGGUCAUGGAUACAGUAUGCAUUCUAUUGGGUAGUACUUGCUGGAAACUCUGUUCUGCUAUAUUCGUGGCUCUUGAACGUGACGCAUGAUAAAACUGAUCAGGAUAUGACCAUCUACGACCUUUUAUUAUUUUUCACCUUUAUCGCUCGAUAUUUUCUCCUCUUGGUUGCAACCAUUGCUGUCAGUUUUCAUGCCUUCCAGGACACUGUCUAUGAUGAUGUCGAAUCUGGAUUUACGACAAACGGUAGUGCUUACGAAUCCUUGCCUAAUGCAGCUGGAGAUGCUCAACAUGCCGAAGGUGUAAGCACUUGGUCGGACUUUUUCGAAAAGAUGCGAAAAUUGUUACCAUUUCUAUGGCCGGACAAGAACCGAGCGUUGCAGAUCAUGGUUUUCGUCUGUUUCCUUUUGAUGAUCACGGGGCGCAUUGUGAAUGUGCUUGUACCGCGACAAUUGAAGAUUAUCACCGAUGAAUUGACGAGCGACGACGGACAUCGUCCCCAAUUUAUUUGGGGAUCAAUUGCUUUAUUCGUCUUUUUCCGAUUUCUCCAGGGUGGAGUAGGUCUUAUACAAUCAACUCAGAAUUAUCUUUGGAUUCGCGUUGGCCAGUAUACUACUCGAGAGAUUUCUACGAGCAUGUUCGCACAUCUUCAUUCUCUAUCUCUUUCGUUCCACAUUAAUCGUAAAACCGGCGAAGUCUUACGAGUGAUGGAUAGAGGCACUUCCAGCAUCGUCUCUCUUCUCAAUCAAAUUCUAUUCCAAAUAUUACCCGUGAUCGUGGACAUUGUAGUAGCCGUGAUUUAUUUUGUAAUUGCUUUCGGGUGGUCCUUUGGUAGUAUCGUAUUCGUCACAAUGGUGAGCUAUAUCUAUGUUACAAUAUCGAUUACCGAGUGGAGGACGAAAUUCAGAAGAAGAAUGAUCGAGCUGGAUAAUGAUGCAAGAGCUAAAGCUGUGGAUUCAUUAUUAAACUUUGAGACGGUCAAGUAUUACAAUGCAGAACGCUUUGAAAUACAGAGAUACGAUGAAGCUGUGGCGAAAUAUCAGGAAGCUGACUAUGAAGUACAGCUAUCUCUUAACGUUUUAAAUCUCAGUCAAAAUCUCAUAAUCACGCUUGGGUUGCUUGUCGGGACCUUGCUCUGUGCUUAUCGCACUGCGCAAGGUGAAUUUACCGUUGGUCAUCUCGUGCUGUUUCUGACAUAUAUAAGUCAACUGUAUACGCCGUUGAACUUUUUCGGAACUUAUUACAGAUUGAUUCAAUCCAAUUUCAUCGACAUGGAACAGAUGUUUGAUCUUUUCAAACAAGAACUGAAUGUAAAGGAUGCUCCUGAUGCAACGGAAUUGAAAGUAACCGAAGGAACAGUUACCUUCGAAAAUGUUUGUUUCUCUUAUGAUCCACGACAACAAGCACUGAAUAACGUCUCUUUCACGAUUCCUCAAGGCAAGACGGUUGCUCUAGUAGGACCCAGUGGCGGUGGCAAGUCAACAAUAUUGCGAUUGCUAUUCCGCUUCUACGACGUAGAGUCUGGGCGCAUCUUGAUCGAUGGCCAAGAUAUCAGACAAGUUAAACAAGAGUCGCUUCGUCGUAACGUUGGUGUUGUUCCACAGGACACCGUUUUGUUUAAUGAUACUAUAUUUUAUAACAUACACUACGGAAAUGUCAAUGCAAGUGAGAACGAAGUAUACAAAGCGGCCAAGGCUGCACAGAUUCACGAUCGCAUACUGACAUUCCCAGAUGGGUAUGAGACGAGAGUUGGAGAACGCGGUCUUAGGUUGAGCGGUGGCGAGAAACAAAGAGUCGCUAUUGCCAGAACCAUGCUAAAGGAUCCUCAGAUCAUUCUCCUUGACGAGGCAACCUCUGCACUCGACACAACAACCGAGCGCCAAAUCCAGCAUGCUCUUACAUACAUAACUAAAGACCGAAUGACCCUAGUUAUCGCUCAUCGUCUCAGCACGAUAGUAAACGCCGAUCUGAUCCUCGCUAUAAAAGAUGGUAGAAUAGUCGAGUCUGGAACUCAUAGAGAAUUAAUUGAGAACGUAGACGGUGUUUACUACGAGAUGUGGCAGAAGCAACUAUCUGAGGAUCAGAAAAUAGAUGCAUCAAACAAUUAA
Molecule: messenger RNA, 2517 nt
Organism: Paraglomus brasilianum
Lineage: Eukaryota; Fungi; Glomeromycota; Glomeromycetes; Paraglomerales; Paraglomeraceae
Source: the annotation of a GenBank genome assembly